Molecule: messenger RNA, 1068 nt
Organism: Aspergillus ruber CBS 135680
Lineage: Eukaryota; Fungi; Ascomycota; Eurotiomycetes; Eurotiales; Aspergillaceae
Product: glycosyltransferase family 32 protein
Exons: 2
Coding region: 1-1068 (355 amino acids)
Biological process (GO): protein N-linked glycosylation
Cellular component (GO): mannan polymerase complex
Molecular function (GO): alpha-1,6-mannosyltransferase activity
Source: RefSeq, a predicted model, not a curated record
AUGCUCACUUUUCGGAAGUCGUUGAUCGCCGCGAUCUUCCUUGUCGCCUGUAUCCUAGUCCUCCGAUCCUCUCAUUCCUCGUCUUCUUCCUCGAUAACCGAUGUCCCUCCAUCAACCCCGCAUGAAAUCGUGAACGAGAAAUUCUUGCCAAAGAAAGGCACCGUCCAACAGCUCCCCCUCCAACCCGCGCCGACAGCACCCCUUCGCGACCGACUCCGCUACCACUUCCCCUACGACAUCUCGAACAGAUUCCCCGCCUACAUCUGGCAAACUUGGAAAUAUGAUCCGUCUUCGUUCUGGUUCAUUGACGACCUGCGCGCCCCCGAAGCCAGCUGGACAGAGUUGCACCCUGGUUUCGUCCACCAGGUCAUCACCGACGAUACCCAGCGCCACCUGAUCAAAUACUAUUUUGCGUCGGUGCCGGAAGUGGUGGAGGCAUAUGAGGCACUGCCACUUGCUGUGCUCAAGGCGGACUUCUUCCGGUACUUAGUACUUCUUGCGCGUGGGGGUAUUUACAGUGACAUCGACACCACCGCCCUACAGCCUGCGUCUGAAUGGCUCCCUCGGGAACUGGACCAGUCGACUGUCGGCUUGGUCGUGGGCAUCGAAGCGGAUCCUGAUCGUGAUGACUGGCACGAAUGGUACUCACGACGCAUCCAAUUCUGUCAGUGGACUAUCCAGGCCAAGCCAGGUCACCCUGUCCUCCGCGACAUCGUCGCCUACAUCACCGAGGAAGCGCUGCGGAUGAAGAAAUUAGGCGUGCUCAAGUCGAAUAAAAUGGAUAAGACUGUUGUCGAAUUCACAGGUCCUGCCGCAUGGACGGACGCCAUCUUCAGUUACCUCAAUAACCCAGAAUACUUCAAGAUCGAUCCCGAAACCUCGCGCAAUGUCACCUACGAGGAUUUUACUGGGCAGGAAGAUCGCCGCAAGGUUGGAGAUGUUGUCGUCUUGCCGAUCACGAGUUUCAGUCCUGGUGUUGGGCAGAUGGGAGCUAUGGAUAUCGAUGACCCGAUGGCGUUUGUGCAGCAUGAUUUCGACGGGACUUGGAAAACAGACCCUUCGCUAUGA